AUGGCUUAUUAAACUCCAAAAUUAUGCAAGGCAAAUUUAGAUUAAUAAUAAACUCCAAAUUAAUAAAAUAAAGCAUGUUCUAUAAAUUAAUCAUAGACAAUAGAAAAUGAUCAAUUAUCCUCAAAAAAGAAAGUAUGACAUAAUAAAUCAUAUAUUUAGGAAGUCUAUGAAAGAAUAAUGAGUUCUUAAACAAAUAGAGAUAACUAAACAGAAGUUUCCUAAUAUUUCGAUCAUUUAGGUGGUAAGAAAUUAAAAUUUAAUUAAUAAUAGGAAAAUGCUUAUGUUCAUUAUGUAACUGUGGAAAACAUAAAUGUAAUGGUAAGAAUUGUAUCAAUAAACCAUAAUUACAUGGAAAUUAUACUAUAUAUCAGAAGGAAUUUGUGAAAAAGACUCCUGAGAAUGGAUCAAGAUGCAACUAAAAUAUUUUUUAAUAGCCUAAACCUGAAGGUGAUUUAGGUAAUGUCACAACUUACAAAGUAAGUAGAUGUAGUAUAUGAUUUUAGCAUGAUUUUCCAGGAUAUAAUAGCAAAGUAGAAUUGCAAAAAAAUUCUGCUAAGCCUACUGUAAGUGGCGUUCCUUUCUCUGGAAUUUCAACAUAUAAUAAUAUGUAUUUAAAUUGGGGAAUGGGUGAUACACCUUAAUUAUUACCAUAGAACAACCCUACUGUAAUUAAAGAAAUGCCAUUUAUGGGAAAAAGCAUUUAUAAGGAUAGUUACUAGGGAGCAUAAACAGUUCCAGCAUAAAGUUGUAAAAAUAUGAAUAAAGCAUCAAAGUAAAUUAACUAUAAUCAUUGUAGAUCACCUUUAUCACCCCCAGAUUUACAAUUUUAUGCUGAAUCAAUAGCAAAAUCAUCAUAUAAACCAUACAAACCAGAAAAGACAUAAAGUGCUAAAGGACAAUAAAAUGUAAAUUUAUACAAUAUCUAAUAGUCCAAUUAAAAUCCUUCUUAUAAUGGUUAAUAUAAUAGUGAAUAUCGCAAAGAAUUUGAUCCAAAACAUUUGAAUUAGUGUCCUGCUAAAGAAGUUUUAGAAGAAGUUGCUCGUGGCACUUAAUUUUGA
This is a messenger RNA of Paramecium sonneborni, 1058 nucleotides long. The record is from the annotation of a GenBank genome assembly. Lineage: Eukaryota; Ciliophora; Oligohymenophorea; Peniculida; Parameciidae.